GUGGGCCUGUUGAUCCAUAUCAGGGCGAGAAGAAGAGAGUGAGUGAAGAAGCAUUAUUUCCACUUGACUUGGGUGUCUCCGCCUUUCUCUUCUCAAAUCAAAUCAAUGAGCAUGGCUUCUCUCCCCAAUUCCCCCGCUCUUUCAUUCUCCUCAUCUCUCUCCACCACCGCCAAUCUCCUCCCAUGUCGCCGCUUCACCGCAUUCCCCCGCCGCCGCGCCUCUUCAUUCUCCGUGCAAGCUAAGAUCCGCGAAAUCUUCAUGCCCGCACUCAGCUCCACCAUGACCGAGGGCAAAAUCGUCUCCUGGAUCAAAUCCGAGGGCGACAUGCUCUCCAAGGGCGACAGCGUUGUCGUCGUCGAAUCCGACAAGGCCGACAUGGACGUCGAGACCUUCUACGAUGGCAUCCUCGCUGCCAUCGUCGUCGCCGACGGCGAAACUGCCCCCGUCGGAGCCCCCAUCGGUUUGCUCGCCGAUUCUCCCGAAGAAGUCGCCGAAGCCAAAGCCAAAGCCGCCAAAUCCGUUCCCUCUGGCUCUCCCGCCCCCGCCUCUCCCUCCGACCCUUCUCCGGCGACUCCUCCGCCACCUCCUCCGCCGGCCAAGUCUGUUUCCGAAGGUCCGGCGAAGAUCGUGGCCACGCCUCAGGCUAAGAAGCUCGCAAAGCAGCACAAGGUCGACAUUUCAACGGUCGCCGGGACCGGUCCGUUCGGUAGGAUUACUCCGGCGGACGUGGAGGCCGCCGCCGGAAUCUCGCCGUCAAAGAGAAAUGUGGCUCCGGCGGCGAGUCCUGCUCCGGCGACUCCAGCUCCUCCAUCGAAAGCUGCUUCUGGUUCUGCUGCACCGGCUCCGAUUCCGGGUUCUAGUGUUGUUCCCUUCACUACUAUGCAAUCUGCGGUGGCGAAGAACAUGAUGGAGAGUCUAUCUGUGCCUACGUUCAGGGUGGGGUACCCUGUGACUACUGAUGCGUUGGAUGCCCUGUAUGAGAAGGUGAAACCAAAGGGUGUGACAAUGACGGCUAUUUUGGCUAAGGCUGCUGCAAUGGCACUUGUUCAGCACCCGGUUGUCAAUGCCACCUGCAAAGACGGCAAGAAUUUCGUGUAUAACGGUAACAUCAAUGUUGCUGUUGCUGUGGCAAUUAAUGGUGGUUUGAUCACCCCUGUUCUUCAGGAUGCGGAUAAGUUGGACUUGUAUCUAUUGUCCCAAAAAUGGAAGGAGCUAGUGGAAAAAGCUCGUGCAAAGCAGUUGCAACCUCAUGAGUAUAAUUCAGGAACUUUCACGCUUUCCAAUUUGGGUAUGUUUGGAGUUGACAGGUUUGAUGCCAUACUUCCACCAGGCCAGGGUGCUAUCAUGGCUGUUGGCGCAUCAAAGCCUACUGUUCUGGCUGAUAAAGAUGGAUUCUUCAGCGUGAAGAAUAAAAUGCUGGUGAAUGUAACAGCUGAUCAUCGAAUUAUUUAUGGGGCUGACUUGGCCGCUUUCCUCCAGACAUUCUCGAAAAUCAUUGAAAACCCAGAAAGCCUGACAUUGUAGUCAUUCUGUACUUCCAACAUAAAAUUAUCUCCACCACUGGAUCACGACUCCAUAAUGUUUGUUUAGAAGCUAUUUGACUCAAUGCCGAACAUUUUGUGAUUUUUUUCCCUCAACUUUCAUUGUUUUAUCUUUUAGGAGCUAUCCUGAGGACCAAUGAUAGAUUUUUUGACAGGGAGAAACAGCUUUAAAAUUGUUUACAGUGAGGGAUGUUCUAAACGGCAAUUAUUUUGAGAAUCUACAUGUAAGCAAUAAGCGGUUUUAACUUUUAAAUGUUGGAUUUUUCAGUAAAAAAUUACUUUUUACUCCUUGA
Molecule: messenger RNA, 1834 nt
Organism: Glycine soja
Lineage: Eukaryota; Viridiplantae; Streptophyta; Magnoliopsida; Fabales; Fabaceae
Product: dihydrolipoyllysine-residue acetyltransferase component 4 of pyruvate dehydrogenase complex, chloroplastic-like
Exons: 6
Coding region: 106-1524 (472 amino acids)
Biological process (GO): pyruvate decarboxylation to acetyl-CoA
Cellular component (GO): chloroplast envelope; pyruvate dehydrogenase complex; chloroplast thylakoid
Molecular function (GO): dihydrolipoyllysine-residue acetyltransferase activity
Source: RefSeq, a predicted model, not a curated record